AUGGCUGCGUCCACAUCGCUUGCGUUCAGAUCUAUACGCAAGCAGUCCAUAUCCUCCUCCUCUUCUCCCGCCUUUGACCCAACAACACUCUCAGCAGCUUCUAUGCCACUCUCCCCCUCUCCUUUGCCCGGUAUGAACGCAUCCUCAGCUUCCUCCACAGCUGCUAGCUCGGCAGACGGCGGCAUCGGCGCUUCCCUCAUUGGCCCAGGUGGUGCUGCUCUCAUGGCUGGCGCACCCGCUGCUGCCAACACCAUCGCCAACAAGCAGGCCGUCGCAGGCUCCUCCCUGUACCAAGCAUGUCUCAACCUUCGCGAUCGACUCUACUGCGUCCCAGGCUUUGGCGAGCCGUACUUGGACGAAAUGGUAGCCGCCAAUUCGGCAGCAUCGCCUUCCGAUCCACUAUCGCCCGCUUCUGGUAGCCCGACUUCACCCACCGGCGCUGCAUCUGCGCGAAAAUCCAGCAGUGAUCCCGUCACACAGCUUUGGCAGUGUUUCCGUCUCGGUUCGCCGCUCUGUGCGCUUUUCAACACCAUGAACCCGGAAGUCGAGCUCCCAGUGAACCCUGACGCAAACCGUUCCAACGCCAAUGCAUGCAAGGCUCAGGUCAUGAAGUUUAUCAUUGCACUCAAAGAGAAGCUCGGUUGGGAUCCGGAUGACAUUUUCACCGUUUCUCAGCUCUAUCUUAACGACACUAACGGCUUCGUCAAGGUUGUGCGCACGAUUAAUCGUCUUCUCGACGUGUUUGAAGAGCGCGGUCUCCUGAUCCAGACAAAUCGCAAGUCUGACAAUGACGAUCUUGACCAUCCGUCCGACGACCGCGCAAAGGUCAUUCGCGAACUUCUCACAACAGAGCGCAAGUACGUACAGGAUCUCGAAGUCUUGCAAAACUAUGCAAGGGCACUUGCACAGUAUGACAUCCUCCCACCAGACACACUGCACAACCUUUUCGGUAACCUCAACAAGCUCGUUGAUGUGCAGAGAAGGUUCCUUAUCUGUGUGGAAGAGAACGUUCGACGUCCACCGGACGAGCAGCAUUUCGGCCAUGUUUUCAUGACGAUGGAAGAGGACUUUGCUGUCUACGAACCGUUCUGUGCCAACUACAACUUGGCGUUGGACUUGAUCAACCAGGAAGCGCACAACUUGGUCAGAUUGAAAGGGAUGCCUUCUGCGCAAGGAUGUUAUUUGGAUCCAGCGUACGAGCUGCCCACCUUUAUGAUCAAACCUGUUCAGCGUAUUUGCAAAUACCCUUUGCUUUUGGAGCAACUGUUGAAAAAGACACCCGAAGAUGCACCCAGAUAUCAAGAGUUAGAAGAUGGAUUGGAAGUGAUGCGUCGCAUUACGGAUAAGGUCAACGAGACUUCGAGGCUUCAAGAGAACGCGCAACUGGUAAAGGAGCUCGAGUGGAGAGUGGAAGAUUGGAAGGGGCAUAACAUUAGAACCUUUGGUCUGUUGUUAUUGUCGGAUGUCUUUAUGGUUGCAAAGAGUGAUACCGAGAGGGAGUAUCAUGUUUAUCUCUUCGAAAAGAUCUUGCUGUGUUGCAAGGAGAUUGCGCCUACGCAACAGAAGAAGGGGAACAAGAACAAUUCGCUGCUCAAACAGAAGGGUGUCUCUGCUGCAACGGCGGGGAAGAAGGUCAAGACCACACUUCAGCUGAAAGGCAGGAUCUUUAUCAACAACGUGACUGGUGCUUUUGCGAAUAGCAAGAUGAGCAGUAUUCUCGGUGCGCCAAGUGGACAGCAUGCGUUGCAGGUUUGGUGGAGAGGAGAUGUCGAUCAUGAAAGCUUCGCUUUAAAGUGUAAGAACGAGGAACAGUUGAAGCAGUGGCAGACUGCGAUCAAUAAGUUGAUCGAUGAGGUUAAUUCAAGGAGACAGCAAGCUGCAGCACAGCUUUACUCGCAACAGCACCAGCAGAAUAUUAACAUGGCCGGUACUGGGGCGGUGGGCAGAAGGAUUACGCAGACCAGUUCGCAUUUCCCUCAGACACCAUUGUCAGAGAUGGCACCGGCGAAUCCUUUUAGUGCUUUGCCAGCGAGCGGGUUAUCGAGGACGCAGAGCCAGGCUAGUUCGUAUCGAUUCGAGGAGGAGGAGCUGUCAGAAGGUGGGACUAGUGGAAGGGUUACACCUGCUGGCGGGGUUGGAAGGUUCUCUCAAUCUGGAUCGGAGGGGAGGGAGAGACAGAACAGUACUGCGAGCAAUGGUGAUUUGAGGCCUAGAGCGAGAACAGAGGAUCAGGAUUCAAGUGUUAUGGCUCAAUGGAGAAGUCACAGUCCUGCAGUUCCUCCUCCUAUGCCUCGCGGUCUCAGCUAUUCCUCUGGAGCUGAUCAGCAACAGCAGCAGCAUGCGUUGCGAAAGGCAAGCAGUUCUAGGCAGCUCAGACAACCCACGCAAGGCGGUUACACUAGACGAGGUGCUGGGGUGGAUGGUGGAGCGGUUGAGUACCUCGAUGGUUCGUCUGACUCUGCUUCAAGUGGAAGUCAUUUUGGUCGAGCAAGAGGUGAUAGCGUUGCUUCGUCAAUGUCUAGGGCAAUGAGCGAUAACGGAGCAGCUCACAGUAGAUCUAGAUCUGCAAGCAAUCCUCAACAACAUCCUUAUAUGUUGCAACAAUCUGGUCCUCCUCCUCCCUUACCCAAAGCGCCGAUUGGGGAGCAUUUGAAGAAUCCUUCCGCUAUCCAAAUGGCAGGUGGUGGAGUGGAUAAACGCUUCUCAAGCUCUUCCAUCUCCACAUCGGAAUCAGGGUCGAACUCUAGACCUCAGUCUUCAACCACUGCUUCUUCGCCCAUAAACCCUACUACCAAUCAUUCCUCCUCCACCUCCGCUCUCCGUAACUCCCGUCCCCCUCAACACCAACCGCAACCAACCACCCCCACAACCCCCACCUCAGCCAGCAACGCAAUCAAACUCAUCGUCAACUUCGGAGAGGACAAAUACGUAGUUGUAGUCCUCUCCUCAACUUCCUUCUCCACCCUUCUUGAAAAGGUUACGAAAAAAGUGAGGGUUUGCUCAGGUAAAACCAUAGAUCACACCUUAAGAAUGAGGUACGUCGAUGAAGACGGUGAUACAGUGGUAAUGAUGGAUGACGACGAUGUGGGAAUGGCAUUUGAUACCGCUAGGUUCAAAGGCGAGGUUGAGUUGAUUGUUAACUGA
Ustilago hordei is the source of this 3144-nucleotide messenger RNA. RefSeq lists its product as uncharacterized. Gene Ontology annotation, cellular component: cytoplasm; division septum; mating projection tip. Lineage: Eukaryota; Fungi; Basidiomycota; Ustilaginomycetes; Ustilaginales; Ustilaginaceae. The transcript has a single exon. Gene Ontology annotation, biological process: septin ring organization; establishment of cell polarity. Gene Ontology annotation, molecular function: protein binding; guanyl-nucleotide exchange factor activity. The record is from RefSeq and is a predicted model, not a curated record. Bases 1 to 3144 code for a protein of 1047 amino acids.